UCGCCCUUGCGUCCAGAUGUAAUCUUGACAACAUUAGCCUCGCCAUCAAAACUUUGUGAUAAGCUUAGGGCUAUUUGUUGUGUUUAUGCCACACACACCCCGAGUACGCUUCGUGAUGACGUUGCCUGCUGCUAAGUGGUACAGACAUUCCAAAUCUGGCUCGAGCGUGACCGUGUAUCAGAUCUGAUGUUUGUUGGUGCACCAUUUUUAGAGUCCGGUCGAUCAUUUCGGAUGAACCAUAUAAGUAUAUGUGCUUGUCCUUCCAUGGCCGUCCAACAACUAUUUUUGACUUUGUUUGCAUCGGUCUGGCAUACAUAUGAACUUUGACUCUACAGCCCUGAAAAGUUUACUGUAUCAGCCUUCUUCUGGAGAGAUAAACGAAAGCACCGCACCAGCCGCAGCCGCCGCACAAUGGUGGGCUGGAGCACCUAGCUGUGCGCAAUCUUGCCUUUCCUCUGCUUUCGGUGACCGCGCGACUAGCACCUCAUCAGUCGACUGGCCAUCACAGACCGACUACUGUGACUCAAGCCGCGCUUCAGUCAUUGGCAGCUGCCUUUCUGCCAGCUGCUCUGCCACACCAAGCGCCUGGUCUUCUUACUCUUCUCUUUCCACAUCCCUUUGCUCCCAGUGGUCCUCCUGUUCUUCUGCCGGCAGCACGGGCGUCCGGACUAUCACCUGCCCUGGCGGCUCUGUGUCUUGGGGCGCGCCUGGCGGCUGGUCAACAGGGAGUGCAGGUUCGUGGGGUCCUCGCGGCGGCGCUGGCGGUGGUCCAGGGGGCUGGGGCUGGAGCGGCGACAACGACGGCGACAACUCGCUGUGGUCCCAGUGGGCCUCGGCCUACAGCGGCUCGCAGACCUGGACCGGCGGCGUCAUCACCGUCACGGGUUGCGCCGGCGACGGCUCGCCCUGGUACGCGGGCCCCGGUGGCGGCUGGAACAACCACGGAGGUUUCAACGGCUGGGUCGGUUGGGGCGCCGGCUGGUCGAGGGGCCCCUCGAGCACCGCGACCGUCACGUACACCACGACGGCCAGCAGCAGCGGCGGUACCGCUCACACGGCUGUUGUCACCGGACAGGCGGUGAUCGUCGCGGCGGUGAGUGGCGAUGUCACGACCACGCAGACGCUGGGUGCGGUGACGGGAGUGGGAACGGCCUCGGCGACAGCCACGCCCAACACUGCGCCUAGGCCAGCGGGCAGCAGUGGCAACGAUGGGGGUGUCAUAACCGGGAUGAUGGGACUCGGACUGGGUGCUGUCGUGGGAAUCGCCUUGAUGCUGUAAGGGGAACUACUUACACGACAGAUUUUGUUUCUUACUUUCUUCGAAUCUGAUCAUGACGUAUGCUCUUCACCAGUCUAGGGUGUUUCUAACCGGCAUAUUGUGAAAAGUUUGUGGGUGAACUAGGGGAU
This is a messenger RNA of Truncatella angustata, 1407 nucleotides long. RefSeq lists its product as uncharacterized. The record is from RefSeq and is a predicted model, not a curated record. The coding region runs from base 317 to 1279 and encodes 320 amino acids. NCBI's taxonomy places the organism in Eukaryota, Fungi, Ascomycota, Sordariomycetes, Amphisphaeriales, Sporocadaceae. The transcript has 3 exons.